This is a messenger RNA of Drosophila virilis, 4043 nucleotides long. It is a transcript of the gene CASK, whose product is annotated as peripheral plasma membrane protein CASK. NCBI's taxonomy places the organism in Eukaryota, Metazoa, Arthropoda, Insecta, Diptera, Drosophilidae. Gene Ontology annotation, molecular function: signaling receptor binding; calmodulin binding; ATP binding. Gene Ontology annotation, biological process: protein autophosphorylation; intracellular protein localization; peptidyl-serine phosphorylation. The record is from RefSeq and is a predicted model, not a curated record. Gene Ontology annotation, cellular component: nucleus; cytoplasm; plasma membrane.
GUUCAGUUGCCACCAGUUCUUUGCCAAUCAAUUUACGGGCCGUGUUUGUUUUAAGUUAAAAUAAGUGAACAAAUAGCAAUAUUAAAUAAAUUCUACUAUAAAAUUAAUGUGCACAACUAUCGACUGAGCUUCUAGCGAACGUGGGAAUCAAAUAUUGGAUAUGUCUCAAGCCGUAAUAUAAAAUUGUGUGCAAAAAUUCGGCUGUGCGGUGCUGUGAUUGGAGGGUUACAUGCGACGCGAUGAAUCUUUAACAACAGCAACAACAACAACAACAACGUAGCAAACAACAACAAAACACACACAGACACACAGACACACGCACAACUCGAAGGACUCGAAGUUCAUUGAAGUUUUUGUUGGACUCAACUGUUGUUUGACCAGCAGCAUUAGGAGCUAAGGCCGGAGUCGGGAGACGGGAGCCGCAGCCGUGGUGCAGCUCAUCAAUAUUCGAAAAAGCAAUUGAGCCAGGCGGGCGCACCCAUUAAUUCAUCAAUUAUUCAAAAUGACCGAAGACGAAAUUCUCUUUGACGAUGUCUACGAGCUGUGCGAGGUUAUUGGCAAAGGACCCUUCUCCAUUGUGCGGCGCUGCAUACAUCGAGAGUCCAAUCAGCAGUUCGCUGUCAAAAUUGUUGAUGUGGCCAAGUUUACGGCUAGCCCGGGACUGAGCACAGCGGAUCUGAAACGCGAAGCCACAAUAUGUCACAUGCUGAAGCAUCCGCACAUAGUCGAGCUGCUGGAGACCUACAGUUCCGAGGGCAUGCUCUACAUGGUCUUCGAGUUCAUGGAAGGCUCCGAUUUGUGCUUUGAGGUUGUGCGGCGUGCCGUCGCAGGAUUUGUCUACAGCGAGGCGGUGGCUUGCCAUUAUAUGCGCCAAAUACUGGAGGCACUGCGUUACUGCCAUGAGAACGAUAUACUGCAUAGGGAUGUGCGGCCCGCUUGUGCACUUUUGGCGACAGUGGACAACUCGGCGCCAGUGAAACUUGGCGGCUUCGGUUCGGCAAUACAAUUGCCGGGCACGCGGGAAACCAUAGAAACACACGGACGCGUGGGCUGUCCGCACUACAUGGCGCCAGAGGUGGUCACAAGGCGUCUCUAUGGCAAAGGCUGCGACGUUUGGGGUGCUGGUGUCAUGCUGCACGUUCUGCUCUCGGGUAGGCUGCCCUUUUUGGGUUCCGGUGUGCGACUGCAGCAGUCUAUAGCACGCGGAAGGCUAUCGUUUGAAGCACCUGAAUGGAAGUCGAUUUCGGCCAAUGCCAAGGAUCUAGUCAUGAAAAUGCUCGCUGCCAAUCCACACCACAGACUAUCGAUAACCGAGGUGCUAGAACAUCCCUGGAUACGUGAUCGCGACAAAUUACAGCGCACGCAUCUGGCGGAUACCGUUGAGGAAUUGAAGCGCUAUAAUGCGCGACGCAAGCUCAAGGGCGCCGUGCAGGCCAUUGCCGGUGGCACCAACAUGGAUCCGGUCUAUGCCACGGAUGCGGAUAUGCCAAUUGCGGGCGCACCGGACGAAUGGGCAGACGAGGAGGCGGGGAUUGAGGCAGUGCAGCGCAUACUGGACUGUCUGGAUGACAUCUAUUCGCUGCAGGACGCGCACGUGGAUGAGGACGUGCUGCGCGAUAUGCUGCGCGAUGCUCGAUUGCAACAAUUUCUGCAGCUUUUCGAUCGCAUCAGCUCCUCGGUCAUCACGACCAACGGCCGGGCGCCCAGCGCCGAGGCUGUUGCGCGCAGUCGCGAUGUCCUGGAGCUGUUGUCAUCGGCUAGUUCCGCUGGGGGCAAUAAGUAUGCCAAGGAUGAGCUGAUGCAGCUGCUCUCCGCGCCGCACUUGCAGGCGCUGCUGCAUACACACGAUGUUGUCGCCCGGGAUGUUUAUGGCGAGGAGGCGCUGCGCGUCACCCCGCCGCCCAUGGUGCCCUUUCUCAAUGGCGACGAGCUGGACAAUGUGGAGGGCGGCGAGCUGCAGCAUGUGACACGCGUACGUCUUGUGCAAUUCCAAAAGAACACCGACGAGCCCAUGGGCAUCACGCUUAAAAUGACCGAGGACGGGCGCUGCAUUGUGGCGCGCAUCAUGCACGGCGGCAUGAUACACAGACAGGCCACGUUGCACGUGGGCGACGAAAUCCGGGAGAUCAAUGGGCAGCCGGUGCAGCAUCAGUCGGUGGGUCAAUUGCAACGAAUGCUGCGCGAGGCACGCGGUUCCGUUACCUUUAAAAUAGUUCCUUCUUACCGUAGCGCACCGCCACCCUGUGAGCUAUUCAGGAUAAGACCUGCUCCAGUGCUUAUUUUUGUUCGUGCACAGUUCGAUUAUAAUCCCCUGGAUGAUGAGCUUAUACCGUGCGCCCAGGCGGGCAUUGCAUUCCAAGUGGGCGACAUACUGCAGAUCAUUAGCAAGGAUGAUCAUCACUGGUGGCAGGCGAGAAUUGAUACGGUGGGCGGUUCAGCGGGCCUGAUACCAUCACCUGAGCUGCAGGAAUGGCGCAUUGCCUGUCAGACCGUUGACAAGACCAAGCAGGAGCAGGGAGAGCCGGGUGCUGGAUGUUCCGCUCACGCAGAUGGGUGUGAUGGAUCAGCAGUAAACUGUUCCAUCUUUGGGCGUAAGAAGAAGCAAUGUCGGGACAAAUAUUUGGCAAAACAUAAUGCCAUAUUCGAUACGCUUGAUGUGGUCACAUACGAAGAGGUUGUCAAAGUGCCAGUGGGUGAUCCGAACUUUCAGAGGAAGACAUUGGUGCUAUUAGGCGCACAUGGCGUGGGCAGGCGGCAUAUUAAGAAUACUUUAAUAUCAAAGUAUCCCGAUAAGUACGCCUAUCCCAUACCACAUACAACGAGACCUGCUAAGCCCGAGGAGGAGAACGGACGCAGCUAUUACUUUGUUUCACAUGACGAAAUGAUGGCCGAUAUUGGUGCCAAUGAGUAUUUGGAAUAUGGAACCCAUGAGGACGCCAUGUAUGGCACCAAGCUGGACACGAUUCGACGCAUACAUACCGAGGGUAAAAUGGCUAUACUAGAUGUGGAGCCGCAGGCACUUAAAAUACUGCGCACAGCUGAAUUUACGCCCUAUGUGGUGUUUAUAGCGGCGCCAUCGCUGCAGAAUAUUGCGGAUUACGAUGGCAGCUUGGAGCGUCUGGCCAAGGAAUCGGAUAUGCUGCGUCAACUGUAUGGACAUUUCUUUGACUUGACCAUUGUGAACAACGAUAUAAGCGAGACGAUUGCCACGCUGGAAUCGGCCAUUGAGCGUGUGCACACCACACCACAAUGGGUGCCCGUCUCUUGGCUCUACUGACAAGACAGUGAGCUGGAAUGCCCCGACUGUCUCGAUGGCUGCGAUUGCGAGUGGGAUGCAUACACAAAGGCGUCCAAUGUGGCGCUAUACUGAGUACACAUACACACACCAUUAAAGUAUUAACAAGGCACAAAUACAACACAGCAAACAAGCAUCUACAAGAAACAUACACACGCAGUCAAAUUGGAGCGCAUGGCGCCCAUUUAUUUACAUAAAAACAAAACACACACACACAUACAUCUAUAGAGAAUGGGUAUUAUGGGAAUUGCAGUCGCAACGCAAAGACAAUUUGUAAAGCUUAAAAAUACUUAUUUAAAUUUGAGUUUCUGUUUUAUUGUUUAUAUUUGAUGUUUUUUUAGUCAACAUAAGUUAAAUAUUAAUUGUAUUUGCCAUUCCAGCAAGCUGCGCACUGCGGCCUGUUAAUUGUUUGUGUUAUUGUUUUAUUUAAUAUUGCUCUUAGUAUUCUUUUGCCAGACAGCAUUAAUCGCUUAUGUAAUUCCUUGCACUUGUUAGUGGUUAAGUUAAGUUGAACAGAUAACAACAGAAGCACUCCAGCAACAAAAUACAAAAUUUAAAAGUUAUACAAUUUUUUGUUUUGUUUGCAACUUAAUUAAAAGUCUUUUGAGAAGCGAGCGUGAAACGAGUUAGUAAAUUAUAGCGAACUACGUAAUUAAAUUUAACUAACAUAGAACAAAAUGAAAAGCAUGAAGAGUCAUAACGAGCAACUGCAACAAUAUGAGUAUAAAAUAUAGUAUGAUGUGAGCAA